GGUUCACGAUCAGUCGCUGUUACGCAUAGAUUAUAAGAGUAUUGAAUUACCUGCAUCCAUUCUAUAUAAAGAACAAUAUAUGACUAGAUGACCUAUUAGCACUUUAAAUGAAGACGCUUUAGAAUAAUACAUUCGACUGCUACAGUAAAAUAUCACGGAAAUAUACAUUUUGAAACAUCUAAACAAUAUGCCGCAUACUGGUCAAGCAGGCGUUAACCAAUUGGGUGGUGUAUUUGUCAACGGUCGUCCGUUGCCUGACUACGUUAGAAGACGCAUAGUACAGUUAGCUCUACUAGGAGUUCGACCAUGUGACAUAUCUCGACAACUUUUGGUUUCACACGGAUGCGUAUCAAAAAUCCUGACACGGUUUUACGAAACUGGUUCAAUACGACCAGGAUCUAUCGGCGGUGCUGGGUUGCAAAAAAAUAAAACAACUCAAGGAAAUUUCUCAAAAAAAAGUGGCAGAUGUAAGCAAGAUAUUAUAUCGAACAGAGUCAACGGAUCUCAAACAGUACCUUCUUCGAUUCGCAAUCUACCAUGGAUACAUCCUUUAGAUUUGUACUACGAACGAAUUCACCAGCAUCAACUCGAACACGGACCAAGUGUCAUUGGCGAACCAUCGAACGGUCAACCAGCACCAGGUGCCAAAAAACCGCAUACUCCUUACACUAUCGAAGAGAUAUUGAAACCUACAGCACCGCGGCCACGACCACUGUCUCCGUGUGGCCUUCUGGUGGACGGAGUGUGCACGUGUGGAUUGACUGGAAAUGUAAUGUCAACUGCGUUUUAUGUUGAUGUGCAACAACAAUUUAUGUGUCAGCAACACCGAUAUUAAAAUACCAUUUCGAUUUUUUUCAUGUAUAAAUCCAUAAAAAUGUCUGAGACAAGCCAAAGAACUAUGUAAAUAUGAAUUAAUGUUUUAAAAUAAUUUUAAGACACAAUUGUUACUGAAUCAA
Molecule: messenger RNA, 956 nt
Organism: Sipha flava (yellow sugarcane aphid)
Lineage: Eukaryota; Metazoa; Arthropoda; Insecta; Hemiptera; Aphididae
Product: paired box protein Pax-8-like
Exons: 5
Coding region: 188-835 (215 amino acids)
Biological process (GO): anatomical structure development; regulation of transcription by RNA polymerase II
Molecular function (GO): RNA polymerase II cis-regulatory region sequence-specific DNA binding; DNA-binding transcription factor activity, RNA polymerase II-specific
Source: RefSeq, a predicted model, not a curated record